This is a messenger RNA of Aspergillus steynii IBT 23096, 887 nucleotides long. RefSeq names its product lumazine synthase RIB4. Gene Ontology annotation, cellular component: mitochondrial intermembrane space; riboflavin synthase complex; intracellular anatomical structure. Gene Ontology annotation, biological process: riboflavin biosynthetic process. The record is from RefSeq and is a predicted model, not a curated record. Gene Ontology annotation, molecular function: 6,7-dimethyl-8-ribityllumazine synthase activity. Bases 295 to 837 code for a protein of 180 amino acids. NCBI's taxonomy places the organism in Eukaryota, Fungi, Ascomycota, Eurotiomycetes, Eurotiales, Aspergillaceae. The transcript has 2 exons.
GAAGCCCGGCGGAAUACGGCGUAUGUAAUCAAGCUUGUCCCCGUCCCUAUAUUCCCCACCGUGGACUUCGAACACCUCGAAGCGCAGCCAGACUCCGGUAGUGAUUUACCCUCGUCUCUCUGUUUUCAGCCCAUUCACUCAACAUGGCCUCGUUGAAAGGACCCGGAGCUGCCGAAACCUAUGACGGUGAGAAGUUUCUGAUCCUACUCUGGCGUCCCUCUCGCCCACUCGCUUACCCCUCACCGCUGUGUAGGUUCGGGCCUGAGGAUUGCGAUCGUUCACGCCCGAUGGAACAUGGGCAUCAUUGGACCUCUUCUUGAAGGGGCCAAGAAAAGUCUGCUCGCUGCCGGUGUAACGGACGAGAACAUCACGACUCUCACCGUUCCCGGCAGCUACGAACUCCCUUUUGCGGCCCAGCGUCUCUACGCUGCUUCCCAGCUCCAGGCUGCCAAGGGCUCCUCUUCCGCUGGAGGGAUCAGUGCCACCGACCUCCUGUCCUCCUCCACCGCGGACCUCAGCAAGUCGUCACCCCAGUCGCCCGCCCCGGUUGCGACCCGCCCCUUUGAUGCCAUCAUCACCAUCGGUGUUUUGAUCAAAGGCGAGACGAUGCAUUUUGAAUACAUCGCAGAUGCCGUGUCCCACGGAUUAAUGCGUGUUCAAUUAGAAACCGGGGUCCCCGUUAUCUUUGGGGUUCUUACCGUGCUUAACGAAGAGCAGGGUCUGGAACGGGCUGGUCUCGGCACGAAGGGCAUGCACAAUCAUGGAGAGGAUUGGGGCAAUGCCGCCGUCGAACUCGGGGCCAAAAGGAGAGACUGGGCUGAAGGCCGGAUCGUUUAGGAACGAUAUCCGCUUCCCCCCAAACUACGCAGGGCAGACGGGAGUGCGUG